AUGGCUGUCAUCGUCGUCUAACCAUCACUGACAACGGAUUGCAUCCCGUGGGACUCAACGCGCUAACUUAUCCACCAUGCAUUCAUUUCGAGCCGUCCAUCAUUUCGAACCUCCUUCACAAUUUCAGGCAGCUGUAUUCUCAGUGGUUUGAUCAUCCCACUUACUCCCUCCUCCCAUCUCGUCUGCUCACUGCAAUGGGCUCAAGGUCUAAGACAUAUGACAGCCCAGAGGCUACACGCAUCAGCAAUGCCAUCGACGAAGAGCUCAGGCAAGAGCGCGAGCUACGGAGGAGAAGAAAACCGAAGGAGAUCAAAGUCAUGCUGCUUGGCCAGGCCGAAUCGGGAAAGUCCACUUUGCAGAAGCAGUUCCAAUUGUACUAUGCUGCUCACACCUUGGAUCGCGAACGGCUGUCAUGGAGGCCGAUAGUUUACUUCAAUGUCCUGAAGGCCCUACGUAUGAUCCUUGACGAACUCGACUUUCAGUAUCCCCAAGCCAUCCAACCGCCGUCCCCGACGAAUUCAGCGCCAUACUCUCCGAUUGCGCCGUCUACUGCAAGUUCCGCGGGAAACGUCUUCUCAUUUACACCGCCACAGUCAAAGAUACCAUCGCAAUCAUCAUCUUACAGCGGCUCUGCCGCAACGCCCGAAUCCAGUUGGUUUUCAGAGCUUGCGUAUCUGCGGAACAAGGUCCUACCCCUUGUCGCAAGCGAAGAAGCCCUUGCUUCCGAGCUAAGCGGAGGUAUAACUGUCACAGGAGGACGUACAGGCGUAUACGUCCGCACAGGUUGGCAGGCGCUGGUUACACCCAAUCGUGCAUGGCCUCUGCCUGAUAUUCUGGGGUCUUCAGCCCGACCGUCAGCAGUUACUAACAUUGUGGCUAAGACCUUUGGUGCAACUCAAGAUGAGAUCUUUCGCUUAUGGAGACACCCCGCAGUCCAAAGUUUGGUCCGGACGAAUAAACUUCGUCUAGAAGAAUCAGCAUCUUUUUUCCUUGAUCAUAUUCAUCGAAUCUCAGAACCUGACUUUGCUCCAACAACGGAUGAUAUCCUGCACGUCCGUUUGCAGACCCUCGGCGUUACCGAGCAUUCGUUUGAUAUCCAGAUGGGAGGGCGUCAGUUCAAUUGGUUACUUUACGACGUCGGUGGUGCCAGAGGACAGAGACACGCAUGGGUUCCAUACUUUGAAGAUGCAACCGCCAUCAUCUUCCUCGCACCGAUCAGCGCUUUCGACCAGUACCUAGAGGAAGACCCACGGACGAACAGAAUCGAUGACUCACUACAGCUAUUUACAGCUAUCAUUUCCAACAAACUACUAGCCAAGGCGGCUCUUGUCCUCAUGCUCAACAAGGCCGACCUCUUGAGACAGAAGCUAGAUGCUGGGAUCAAAGUGCGGAAAUACAUAUCUUCGUAUGGUGACCGACCAAACACUUACGACGAGGUGUCGGAGUACUUCCGUGCGCACUUCAUUCAAGUGCACAAGCGGAAAGACUCAGCACAUAGGACAUUAUACGCACAUUUUACGUCAAUGCUUGAUGUAAGAAUGACACAAGCUAUCAUAGUUAACGUUGGAGAGGCCAUCAUGCGCACUCACAUGGCAUCGAUCGGUCUUGCAUGAUGAUUUAGGGUCGAGAUUGUUUGUUUGCAUCUAUCCUAUAUCUUUCCUAUGCGUGUACCACUAGGGCCUCGAUCCGAUGAGUUCGGUGGGUGUCUGUGGAUGCUGUUCCGAGGGCUGUUCCGCCUUGUAUUUCCCCUUCUCCUUUUUGGUUUCUCAUGUAGACAUGUAUUGACUUAGCUUUCGCUGCCGAUAGUUUCAAUGACAUUCCGGACACCUAUGCAUUCAGUCUUCAGGGUCGCUGUGACAGGGUUUGACCCAGCUGCUGUCAGCGUGCCUUAUUUCGCUCCCAAGUCUACACUCCGGAAUACAACAACUGACCAAAUAGGCAGGCUGCAUUGCAUGGUCAUAAAUUACAUACACGAUGCGUAGUGGACGCAAUCGUAAAAUCAAGAUAGUAUAUACAUAAGGGACAUAGAUAGUCGUAAAUUCAGAGCACAUAGAUCAUGGAUACAAACAGGCAGAUACCAUC
Somion occarium is the source of this 2082-nucleotide messenger RNA. The record is from the annotation of a GenBank genome assembly. NCBI's taxonomy places the organism in Eukaryota, Fungi, Basidiomycota, Agaricomycetes, Polyporales, Cerrenaceae.